UGGGGCCAUGUGUCCCUGGUAGGGUCUCCCAAGGUAAACCGGGCCAGACAAAGAGUGGUUCAGAAGAGGAACAACAAAAUUGGGGGCCACACCUUAGCUGGACAUGGGCAAGGUGAGCUUCUGGUGCUUUGAUAAAAAAAAUACAUUAAGAAUAUAGUUGCACUCACAGUGUGUUGACACGCCAUACUGUAUGAAUUAUAACUGUAGAAUAUAGGCACAUUUUAUCAGGUGAUGUAGGUUUGGAUUUUUUUUCUCCCUUAAAUUUAAUUUCAAAACUGCAUUUGGUGUUCAGUUGUGUUGAUCAGGUUUUCGAGAAGUCCAUCAUUAGUUUUUCAUAGAUUUUUAUUUGACAUUGACAUGACUUACUGUUUCCCUAAAAGGGGGCUGCAUGCAGUCAGAGCAAAAUGGCACCAGGAACCUGGGAUACCUCGGUCAUCUCAGAUUAACCCAGUCAUCAACUGUAUUUGUGAUUGUACGUAGUGUCCAGAAGGUGGUGCUGUGUUCAGGGAAACAACACUAUGCCUUGCUGCAGCAGAAGGAUGCUGCAGGCCAGCAAGACACAGUUCGCUUGGAGGAGCUCUGCCCUUUCCCUCUGGAUGCUCUACUGACGGAACUCAAGAAGUAUCCCAAUGUUAAAGGUUGGUUAUGUAUACAAGUUUAUUGUAACAAGAUUGGUUUUGCAAUCAGUUACCAGCCAUAAAAAACACACAUUAACUAAAAGCCAAAUAAUUUCCAUCCAUUCAUUUUCUAUGCCACUUAUCGUCACAAGGGUCGCGGAGCCUAUCCCAGCUGUCUUCGGACGAAAGGCGGGGUUUUAUUUUUUUGUUGUUGAAUUUUUGGUAAUGGUUUUAUUUGAUUUGAACAUGCAUCAGAUUACAAUCGAGUGCAUCCCAUAAUCAGUUCACAGUUCCACAUGUCCAAAAGGAGUAGGAAGAAGCAAAGCUUAUUAAAUCCUAGCCCUCCAUCUGGUAUUUUUACAAUCAGUAACUGUUACAUUUGUUCACUUCCUGCUUUCCAUACAGUUUAAGGUUUUUUUUUUUAAAUAAUGCACCUUGUACCGAAGUACAAGGUGAUAUGACCAUACAAUGACAUAAUGGGUACCAUAGUAACUGUCAAUAUAGUGAUAUAUAUAGCACAUCAUGACUGGUUCAAGACUGACUCUCGAGUUUUUGGUUUAGUAAUCAGACUUUAUGAAUGACAUUAAUUAAAAUAUAAAAUGUAGUAAUGAGGGUUGUCACAAGAUGCAUUACUCUUAAGAAAAGUACAGUACGGUAAUGUAUUGCAAUCUACUCAUUUAGUUUCUACUACAUUACAUUCCAUUAUACCUAACGAGGCUACACACUUCUGCUACACUCUUAAAAAUGCUGGGUUAUUUUAAGAGUGUACCGGCCCUGCCUGACAAAUGGGCCCAGUCCGUUCAUGCCGUUGUUCUGUGGACCUAAUACACCAAGGUGAUGAAACCAAUACACAGAGUGAACCCUCUUCCUGUCUAUUUUAGGAGGGAGAUGAAGAAAACCAACAAGCACAUGGUAAUACAGUAUAUUGAGGCCGGAAAAAAUUACCCAGUUCAUUUUAUGUAUUAAGAUAAGAUUAAGAUGUGCCUUUAUUUGUCCCUCAGUGGGGAAAUUUGCAUUGCACAUCAGCAAGACUACAGAAUCAGUUAAGCAGCACAAAAUACACAAUAUAGAAAAAUAAACAACCCAAGUAUUAACAAAAUCAACAGUUUUACCCAGAGUUCUAUACAAAUACAGUAUGCAGAUAAUAUGAAACGAGAUGAGAUAUAUGACCAGUCUAUACACUGAGAUCUUGUUAGAGAGUUAAUAUGAGGCAUUUUAGAAAUACUUCACAUAGAACUUAAUAUAUUACAUUUAGAGCCUUAAUAUUGCACGUGGAGGUUGUAUUGUGUGAUUAUUAUUAUUAUAUAUAUUUUUUUGUCCCAAGUCUUGUGCCCACGAGACUGAACAAAAAAAAUCUUGUGACACCCCCAGUAAUUUUGUUUGCAAGCAACCUUUAAGCAAUGGCAGGAAAUGCUGGGAGGAAACAAACCACAUAUACUACAGUAGCGUGUGGGUGUAAGCUGUUGAAACAUUAACUAGAUUUAAUAAAACUAUACCUUUCAUAAGGUAUUAAAUAUAUUAUCUCUAAUGCUUACAUAUUUAUAUAUGAAUAUAUAGAGGUAAGUUCAUGCUGCUAAACAAAGAACAAAAGUCCUUGCUGAUUGUAGUUUGACUUUGAGUAAGUACAAUUUUGAAAAAAAAAAAAACCUUGCAGAAUUCAUCUGGAGUCAGAAUGUCUUUUGUGGGUCCCUGGUUUCAGAAGCAGCUGGCCUGCCAUGUCAACCGCCCGCAUGACUCAUGUUUGUGGUAAACUGCAGACAUGAAAAGAAAUAAAUUCUAAAUUAUGUGGCCUUCAGCUGCACUUAGUGAGCUGACCUGCUCUGGGCAUUAGCACCCUCUCUCCAUCAUCAAGAGGUACUUGCUGUUCACGUCUUGUGUUUAAAAUGGUUACAAACUGCGAUCUGCAAUACCCAUGCCAAAAAAAAAAAAAUCCCGCCGCAAGGUAUGCUGGGCAGCUUGUUUUACUCUUUCUCACGGCAUUUUGCUGUGAUUGUCACAUUUUUGCUUAAUUACAAAAUAUGUUAAAGUGGGCAUGAGAGAAGUAAAUAAAGAGGAGUUAAUAUACUCUUGAUAUCCAAUGUUUUAUUUUUCACAGUUCAUGGCAUUUUGAAAUCACAGUUUUAAGUUAGGUGUAAUGUUUAGUGUUUUGUUGCGUAUCACCCACUUAGUAGUAGAUUUAUGCCAUGCGUGAACUUGCUGUGGAUGUGUUGUGUUUUCAUUUGUGCAAGGAUUUGUUGUUCAGUUUUUGUGAUGCUGUAGACUUAAGUGGCAGUUAUGAUUAAGGGCUAUGAAUUCUGCCUAGCAACAAGUAGCCGCAUUGAAACACCACCGUCAAAGUUGAAUUUUGAGCAUUUUGGUUUCAUUUUGAACUUUUUAAAAAAUGUAAAAAAAAAGGGGGGGGGGGGGGCAGGGAGGUGUCUUUAAGGAUGCACCUGCAGCGCCUGAGUCCCUAAGCCAAAAAGCUACGCCCCUGCUUGGUUGAUGUAUUCAUGAUACUUGACGCUUCCGACUGCCUUUGACCAGGACUUUGAUGGGGUCCACUAGACGGGGACUUCCAGUGAUUUGGUGCAAUGCGCGUGGCACACUUAUAUGAACCACGCUGACAUCCACGGACAACCCCUGGCUCCGUUCUUCCUCUUGUCUUUCUCCGUGGUGGUGGUGAGAGCCACAGGGCGUCACGGCGUCCUCCACAAGCCGAGCUUCCCUUAUCUCAUAACCGCCUGAAUCCCUCACUCGCCCGGGGCGGGGGAGGAGACACGCGACGAGAAAAAGGCAGGAGGGGGGGAGACGGUAGUGUUUCCCGGUCACGCAGAGCCGAACCACACGGAUUAGUCCACGAAGCUCUUCACAGCAUCACGGAACAUUUCAAUACUUUUCUGCCCGUUCCGUCAUUUUGUUUGUUAGCUUGUUCUCCAGCUAGCUUGGACACCCACUCUUCAUCCUCCUCCACCCUCCUCGUCCCCUCCCCGCGCGGCAAGACAUGGCGAAAGAGAACGGCGAGUCCGGCGAUGGGUCGUGGAAAAAACAAGUCGAUGACAUCAAGAGUGUUUUCGACUUUAAGGAAGUGCUGGGCACUGGUGCAUUCUCCGAGGUGGUGAUGGCUCGGGAGAAGGCCACGGGAAAGAUGGUCGCCAUCAAAUGCAUCCCCAAAAAGGCUCUAAAGGGGAAGGAGACCAGUCUGGAGAAUGAGAUUGCUGUUCUUAGGAAGAUAAAGCAUGAGAAUAUUGUUGCUCUGGAGGACAUUUAUGAGAGCUCCAACCACCUGUACCUCAUAAUGCAGCUGGUGUCUGGGGGUGAACUUUUUGACCGCAUUGUAGAGAAGGGCUUCUACACUGAGAUGGAUGCCAGUCGGCUCAUCCGGCAAGUUUUGGAUGCCGUCAACUACCUCCACUCCAUGGGUAUCGUGCACAGAGACCUGAAGCCAGAGAACCUUCUCUACUUUAGCCCGCACGACGAGUCAAAGAUCAUGAUCAGCGACUUCGGCCUGUCCAAGAUGGAGGGAACUGGUGACGUAAUGGCCACCGCCUGCGGGACUCCGGGAUACGUGGCACCUGAGGUGUUAGCGCAGAAGCCCUACAGUAAAGCUGUGGACUGCUGGUCUAUCGGGGUCAUUGCUUAUAUUCUGCUUUGUGGUUACCCUCCUUUCUACGACGAGAAUGAUUCCAAGCUCUUUGAGCAGAUCCUCAAGGCCGACUACGAGUUUGACGCACCCUACUGGGACGACAUAUCAGAUUCUGCCAAAGACUUUAUCAGCUGUCUCAUGGAGAAGGAUCCAGAAAAGAGGUUUACGUGCGACCAGGCUCUCGAGCACCCCUGGAUUGCAGGAGACACGGCUCUCUGCAAGAACAUUCACGAAUCCGUCAGUCGACAGAUGCGGAAAAACUUUGCCAAAAGCAAGUGGAGGCAAGCCUUUAACGCAACCGCUGUGAUCCGCCACAUGAGGCGCCUACAGCUGGGCACCAGCUUUGGGAGCAGUAUCCACAGCACCACCGCCUUGGCCGCGCCCAACCCUGCUGGCCGAGCACCAGCCAAAAGUCAGUCCGUGGACUGUGCGCCACUCGGCAUCGACAACUUUCCUCCAAUAUCCCCCCUGCCAUCCGCUGCUAAGGCCUUCAAUCAGGACACGUCCUCUGCCGUUCUGGAGGAAUCGCAGUUGGUGGCGGAACAGGCCAGGCCACGCCCCUCCACUGUUACGGUCAUCCACACUGGGACUAAAUGACGCCAGGUUCCGCGGGAGGUGAGCUGGGAGACCACAGAGCUUUAAGAUGGGGCACAAUCCCUGACAAGUGGUUACCCGGUUCGCCUAUCCCGCCGCCUCCCGUCGGUGUCUGCAAUUUGGGGGGAGAAGGAAUUUGAGAAGCCCCUCGCGCUUCCCAUCCACUGUCCUACAGACAUGGAAGAACAGAGGGGCGUAGACUACACUGAAUGUUGUUCCUGAAGCAGGAAGUGCAGGAAACGUCACACUUAAAAGGGAACUUUUUAUCCAAGCUGCUGUCGGCGUCGUCCAAUCUGAUGCUCCGAUGUAUGCCUUGUGUAAAUACUCCACCCGGAGUGGUGACUUGUUGUAAAAUCGCCUGCUUACGCCUCUAUCAUCUUCGCUUUUUGCUACGGUGGCUCACAGGGUCCCGACAUAUUUUUUUUUUUCUGUGUGCGCUUUGCUGUAAAAGUGAAACACAACCUCAACUGUGGGAUUAUUUAUUUUCCAACGGAAACACUACUGCAGCGAACGAUAAAGAGCGAAUCAAGUUUUAUUUUGAUGUAAAAGACUUUGAAGGCCAUGACUUCUCAGGGAUGUGCUUGAAGCAAACCAAACCCCAACCCUUGUACAACCUACACUGUGUAACUGCAUAUUACUCUAAUGUGCCAAUAGAUUUCACCAUGCUUUCUUUGUGUAAACAAACAAUGUUACUAUCUGUAUCUUGCUGUAACUUGUGCUGGAUAACUUGUUUCCCUUUAAAACUUGGAAUUAUAGUUGCAAAGUAUUUGAAUUGUGAAUACAUGUCUGCAAAAAACAAAGAAGAAGCGUUGAUUGUACAAGUCGUUCUCCGCUUCUGAUACUUGUUUGCUUUUGCCUUCAUACCGGCCUGUUGAAUUUAGCAGAAAGACUCGUUUUUUUUUUUCGUUUUUGUUUUUUCUCUCCAUCAUGAGAGUAAGAACUUAUGCUGGUGCGUUCACACUUGCCAUGUUUGGUUUGGGUAAAAGGAACUCUGGUAUGUUUGCUCUGCUGGGAUUAUGGUUUGUUUUGUCAAGUGGGAACGUGGUCAUCCACUAAGCAAGUGAGCCGUAACCACUUAAAAGACGGGUCUCGGUCCACUUGUAAGUUAACUGUGGUUCCGUUUGGUUCCCAUGUGCUCCAAUGCAAAUCAGAGGCUCUGACCAGUGUUAAAAAGAUACUAAAAAGACAAAUAUGUAACUGACAAUGUAUUGGAUGUGUUGUCUCCCUGUGUGUAUGUAACAAUGCUGCUGUUUAAAAGUCUAUUUUAGAAGUUUUUUUAUGAAAUUGAAGCGUGUACUGCUAGACUAUAAACCUACAUAUUCAACCCCGCAGAUGACAUUUUGCUAAAGUAAUAUGUCCACGGGCGGCACGGCGGUCUAGUGGUUAGCGUGCAGACCUCACAGCCAGGAGACCAGGGUUCAAUUCCACCCUCGGCCAUCUCUGUGUGGAGUUUGCAUGUUCUCCCCGUGCAUGCGUGGGUUUUCUCCGGGUACUCCGGUUUCCUCCCACAUUCCAAAAACAUGCUAGGUUAAUUGGUGACUCCAAAUUGUCCAUAGGUAUGAAUGUGAGUGUGAAUGGUUGUUUGUCUAUAUGUGCCCUGUGAUUGGCUGGCGACCAGUCCAGGGUGUACCCCGCCUCUCGCCCAUAGACAGCUGGGAUAGGCUCCAGCAUCCCCUGCGACUCUCGUGAGGAAAAAGCGGUAGAAAAUGAAUGAAUGAAUAUGAGUACCCAACCACAAGUGUGAACGCAGACUAAUAUUUUGAAAUUAAGUGUAGUUAUUUAUGGUACAAAACAGAUUAAUGAUGACUAAAUAAAUAAGACUGAGCCUGAGUUUGCUGUAAAUACAAAUCUGAAAAGUUUACUGGAGUCUUGAAUGCUUCUUUUUUAUCAAUGUUGUCGUCUUCCUUCACAAAGCACCAAAAUAUAGGACAAAACAGAAGUCCUCCUAAUGCAUGUGUUGCAUGUUGAUGCACAAAUGUUAUGUAUUAAAAAAAAAAGCUUGUUUGUA
Molecule: messenger RNA, 6841 nt
Organism: Doryrhamphus excisus (bluestripe pipefish)
Lineage: Eukaryota; Metazoa; Chordata; Actinopteri; Syngnathiformes; Syngnathidae
Gene: camk1db
Product: calcium/calmodulin-dependent protein kinase 1Db
Biological process (GO): protein phosphorylation
Molecular function (GO): ATP binding; protein kinase activity
Source: RefSeq, a predicted model, not a curated record